This is a messenger RNA of Nycticebus coucang (slow loris), 1233 nucleotides long. RefSeq names its product transmembrane protein 37 (gene TMEM37). Gene Ontology annotation, cellular component: membrane. The record is from RefSeq and is a predicted model, not a curated record. NCBI's taxonomy places the organism in Eukaryota, Metazoa, Chordata, Mammalia, Primates, Lorisidae. Gene Ontology annotation, molecular function: voltage-gated monoatomic ion channel activity; calcium channel activity. The transcript has 2 exons. Bases 147 to 767 code for a protein of 206 amino acids.
GAGCUGCAGAGGGCGGCUGAGCGGCCGAGCCCGCCCCGGGGUUAAUUGCCCGGCUUAGCAAGCGGCCGCGCGCCGCGCCCCCGGGAAACGUCGGGAGCCGGCGGCCGGAGCGAGCGAGGCGGCAGCUUGCGGCCAACCCCGGCAGCAUGACUGCCAUCGCCGUGCAGGCCCAGAGGCUGUUGGGCCAAAGAAGGCCCCGCCGGUCCUUCUUUGAGUCCUUCAUUCGGACCCUCAUCAUCACAUGUGCUGCCCUGGCUGUGGUCCUCUCAUCCGUCUCCAUCUGUGAUGGGCACUGGCUCCUGGCUGGGGACCGCCUCUUCGGGCUGUGGCACUACUGCACCACCACCAACCAGAGUGAGGCGCGCUGCCUCAGAGACCUGGGUCAGGCCCACGUGCCCGGGCUGGCUGUGGGCAUGGGCCUGGCCCGCAGCGUGGGUGCCUUGGCCGUGGUGGCUGCCAUUUUUGGCUUGGAGCUCCUCAUAGUGUCCCAGGUGUAUGAGGACAUCCACUCACGGCGCAAGUGGGCCAUGGGCUCCAUCCUUCUCCUGGUCUCUUUUGUCCUCUCCUGCGGAGGGCUCCUGAGUUUUGUGAUCCUCCUCAGGAACCAGGUCACGCUCAUGGGCUUCACCCUGAUGUUCUGGUGCGAGUUCACGGCCUCCUUUCUCUUCUUCCUGAACGCCAUCAGUGGCCUUCACAUCAACAGCAUCACCCACCCUGGGAGCAACCAAGGAAAUUUUAGGGCCCCCCAGAGACAUCAGGUUCUAUAAGAAAGUGCGGUCAGGAUGGGACUUUUCCAACAUGUGGCCUCUGGUGGGGUUGGGUGGAACAAAACCUUGAAACCACUGCCUCUUAGCCAGAAACCUUCGGGUGGUUAGUGAGAAAUGGCCCAGGGGCGCCUGCAGCUGGUCUGCAGGGCUGGAGGCCAGGAGGGUGCCUUACUGCCACCAGCUGCACAGGUUUAGCCAAGUUAUGAGGAUGUUGAUUAUAGAAGAAGAAAAACAUUUUAAAAGUUCUCGAGUUUUCUUCCUGGACUGGGUAAAUGGGGAAGCAGCAGUUCACACCUGUCUUAGUGAUGCUGGGAUACGGGCUGUGGAAUCCCUGUGGCUCCCAGGCUUGUUAAGAAUGUGUUAUUCUUGGGGCAGCGCCUGUGGCUCAAAGGAGUAGGGCACCAGCCCCAUAUGCCAGAGGUGGUGGGUUCAAACCCAGCCCCGGCCAAAAACUGCACAAAAAGAA